UCCAACUUUCAUUGCCAUUAACAUCUCUGCUCUCUCAGCUCCAACUCCGGCUUCUUCUCCGACCAAACAUGACUACACAAGCGCCGGACACGUCGUCUUCGUCUUCGACGUCGAAGCAAAACGGUGUUCAUGAUCACGUUCAAGUUAGUGAAGGUACUACUACUAGAGUGCUUCCGAAUUUUCUUCUAUCCGUGCGGCUCAAGUACGUGAAGCUCGGGUAUCACUACCUCAUCUCCAACGCCAUGUACUUCUUACUCGUCCCGCUCCUCGUUGUGACUUUUGCUCAUCUCUCAACCCUAACUGUUGAAGACUUGGCUCGUAUAUGGGACCAGCUCAAGUUCAACUUCGUCUCCGUCACCGUCUGCUCCAGCCUACUAGUCUUCCUGACCACCGUCUACUUCACCACCCGGCCGAGGAAGGUGUACUUGGUAAACUUUGCGUGUUACAAGCCAGAGAACGAGCGCAUGUGCACUAGGGAAAUCUUCAUGCACAGGUCCAAGCUGACCGGGAGCUUCUCCGACGAGAACCUGGCGUUCCAGCAAAAGAUUCUAGAGCGCUCCGGCCUCGGACAGAACACGUACAUGCCCGAGGCUGUGCUCAGGGUUCCGCCGAACCCGUGUAUGGAGGAGGCUAGGAAGGAGGCAGAGAUGGUGAUGUUUGGGGCGAUUGAUGAGCUGCUGGAGAAGACGGGAGUGAAGCCUAAGGAUAUUGGGAUUCUGGUGGUGAACUGCAGCUUGUUCAAUCCAACGCCAUCUCUGUCCUCCAUGGUUGUGAAUCAUUACAAACUCAGAGGGAACAUUGUCAGCUACAAUCUUGGUGGGAUGGGUUGCAGUGCUGGCCUCAUUUCUAUCGAUCUUGCCAAGCAGCUUCUCCAGGUGCACCCUAACUCAUAUGCCUUGGUGGUCAGCAUGGAGAACAUAACCCUCAAUUGGUACUUUGGGAAUGACCGCUCUAUGCUCCUCUCCAACUGCCUCUUCCGGUUGGGUGGAGCCGCCAUCCUCCUCUCCAACCGCACCUCCGACCGCCGUCGCUCCAAGUACCAACUCAUGCACACUGUCCGAACCCACAAAGGCUCAGACGACAAGGCGUACAACUGUGUGUUCCAAAAGGAAGAUGACACCAAAAGAAUAGGUGUUGCGCUCUCAAAAGACCUAAUGGCCGUAGCCGGAGAGGCACUUAAAACGAACAUCACUACACUCGGCCCUAUAGUGCUACCUAUGUCAGAACAACUCCUAUUUUUUGCUACACUGGUGGCAAGAAAGGUGUUCAAGAUGCAUAAGAUCAAACCAUACAUUCCUGAUUUCAAGCUGGCAUUCGAGCACUUCUGCAUCCAUGCCGGUGGGAGAGCAGUGUUGGAUGAGAUGGAGAAGAACCUCGAGCUCACUGAUUGGCAUAUGGAGCCUUCGAGAAUGACACUUAACAGGUUUGGAAACACUUCUAGUAGUUCAUUGUGGUAUGAAUUGGCUUACUCUGAGGCUAAGGGAAGAGUGAGGAAGGGUGAUAGGAUGUGGCAGAUUGCGUUCGGGUCAGGGUUCAAGUGUAACAGUGCUGUGUGGAAGGCUUUGAAGACUGUUAAUCCAGCAAAGGAAAAGAAUCCUUGGAUUGAUGAGAUUCAUCUCUUUCCUGUUGAGGUGCCUAAAGUGGCAGCCAUUAAAACUUGACUGAAAUCGAACAAUUUGUUUGGGGAGACAUUGUAUGAAUCAACGUCUAUAGAAGUACAAACUGAUCAUACUCGCCCUUAUUUUUCUCUAUGUUUGUAAUUCGUUACAUGUAAUUCUUUUGAAGAUGUAUUGGAUAAUUUGUACAUUGAAUGUACAACAUGCAUGUUUAUACAAUAUU
Molecule: messenger RNA, 1839 nt
Organism: Argentina anserina (silverweed cinquefoil)
Lineage: Eukaryota; Viridiplantae; Streptophyta; Magnoliopsida; Rosales; Rosaceae
Product: 3-ketoacyl-CoA synthase 11-like
Exons: 2
Coding region: 69-1661 (530 amino acids)
Biological process (GO): fatty acid biosynthetic process
Cellular component (GO): membrane
Molecular function (GO): acyltransferase activity, transferring groups other than amino-acyl groups
Source: RefSeq, a predicted model, not a curated record